GAGACCUCCGGGCUUGAACUCCUCCCUUCCCCAAAGAAACUAUGGAAAUCUCGCGAUGACACGGCAAGCAAUCAUCGCGAGAGAGUUUUAAGUGUCGAGCGCGCCGUUCGACCCGCGCGAGCCUAUAUUGAGCACUUAUUAGAGUCAAAGGAAUUACAACAUGGCUACAGGAGACUUGAAAGGAAACCUACGUAAAAUAGAGCAAGGACUUCGGCAUUUAAAUUAUCCUAAUGAUGUGGAUUAUACGGGUUUGGCAAAGGGUGAUCCAUCCGUAUUUUUGCCUAUCAUCAGCUAUUGUUUUACAUCUUUCUCAACACGUAUAACUGAACUUCUGGUUGAAUCCGGUGUGGAACUAACAGCAAAGAAUGAUUUCCGUUUUAUUGAAGCUGUUUAUAAGCUUCUCCGUGAUGAAUUUCAGUAUAAGCCAAUCUUAUCGAAACAGCAAUUCCUCCAUUAUGGCUUUGCAGAGAGAAAAAUACAAAUUGUUUGUGACAUUAUUAGUUUGGUCUAUAAAAGACAUAAAGAACUAAGUAAUGUGAGUAAGAUGAAAUCCCAAGCAAAAAAGAGAGCCUCUUCUAUUAAACCACAGCAGUAUGCAAACUUUUCCAAUCAGCUUGAAUUUACAACUGUAUAUGCUACGGAUUUUCAACAGGGUGUUUCACUUACAAAAGAACCUGAAGAACGUUCUAGGAAUUUAAUUAGCACAUGUAUUUUUGAAGAUGGCUUCAGGGAAGUAUUGGAGGAAGGCAAAACAGAAGCUGUCUGUAUGGGUAAUGGCUUGGAUCCAGUGGCUGAUAUGUUGGACAGUGUAUAUGAACAGGAUGCCCCACUUACAAAGAAUCCUGAAAUCGAAUGUUCUAGCAGUCUAACUUGUGCUUGUAUACGUGGAGAUAAUGUCAGAGAAGUUUCGGAGGAAGGAGGAAACAAAGCUGUCUGUGUGGCUUAUAGUUUGAACAGUGGUGCUGAUAGGUUGGGCAAAGAAUGCGAACAGAAUAUGAAAGAUAACAGUAACAUGGAAAAACUAAAGAGCCAAAUUGUUGAACUAGAGGAAAAGCUUAAUAAACUAAAGUGGGUAGAAGACAAGCUUCAGGCUUUAGAAGAGAAACUGCAAGGAAGGAUCAUUGUUGAUGAGAAAGACUGGAAUAAUCUAUUGAGCCGAGUCCUGCUUCUUGAAACCCAACUGUUACUUCACUGCAAAAAGGUUGAUUUAUCUAGAGACUUAAAUAACACUGAUGAAAAAGAUAUUUCCGCCAAUAAUGUGACUUCGGUUUCUCCAGAUAGGAAAAAGGAGGACCUGCCAGAUAGCCUUCACCAGUCAUCUGGAUACAGUUCACAGUUAUCGGCUGAACCAUCUCCCAAAGCCACAGUCAUUAAUAACCACGGUUUGUUAGAAUCUUCAAAAGAUACAACAAUACAACGAAUGGAAAGAAUAAGCAAAAUGAUUGAAGAAACCUCGGAGCUGUUGAAGACCUCAAGUAACACCUCUUAAGAGUAUUCUGCUUUACGCAGCCAGCUAUCUGAAAGCAAUUACAUGGGAUGCUGCCAAGAUACAGCCAAGAUGGAACCUGAUGAAGCCCAUCACAUGACAUAGGGCUACUUCCCGUGGGGCUUUGGCUCAGCAACAUCUCAGCAGCAUGUUCAGAGGCUGCCCUGAGAACAUGGGCAGGGAAGGAGACAACCUAAUUUUGAACUGCAGCAAGAAGAAGAAAGCUGCUAACGGUAUGGAACUCAUUGCUCAUGUUGCAGCCCAGCCACUGAUUUGACAUCUCUGCACCCAAAAUAACACUUGGUCAACACGGAAUCAGUCAACUGAGUUAAAGUUUAUUGUAAAAAGAAGUGCAAUAUAGAAAAAGCUAGUUCAAAAAUACAUUCCAAAAUAAAAGCUAGAAAAGUCUCUUCAAAGUAUACAUAAAAAGCAGAAGCAUGAAUACAUUCCAAAUCCUGGUUUCAAGGAACAUUCCAAAAUGAAGGUUACAGUUGUAAUGUUCUUGAUGCAGCAAAUCACACAGAUCACUAUAGAAAGUUAAGCCAGCAAUCCACAGAAUUUAGUCUAGAAACUAUAUCCAAAAUGUGACCCUCUAAUUCAAAACCAGGAAAAAAUGACGUGAAAGCAAGGCCCAAAAUCUUCUAUCCCAGAGCUGAUCAAAACAGGAUAACCUUCUCUUGAAAAUGCAAAGUUGCUCUCAUAAAGAACAACUCACAAAGCUGACUUAAGAAACCAACUUGUUUCCAUUGGGACACUAAUGAUCUAUCACCUGGCAUUUUGUUUAUCUUUUAUACACUGUGAGAACCUUAAUUACCUUUAGCUCGUGUUAUCUUGCCUUAACUUAACACGCUGAGAUAUAGCUAACAACCCACCCUCUCUCUCCUCCUUUGCAUUAUUUCCAGGGUCAGGCUGAGCCUCUGGCUGCGUUUCAUGUGAAAGAUUCUCACCACAAUCAGAUCUGUCUGUGGAGCAAUUCCCAUCAUCCUGAGAAGAAUUACUUUCUCCCCGAGACUUUACAUAAAUGGUGGGCUCCCAUUCAGACUUUACUUCAAGAGUAUCAGGCCCCAUCACCAAAGCACCCCCCCCUCCUCCUCCUCAGACCAGGCCUCAACAGCUCAGAGGAAUAGAGGAAGCUACAGUAUCUGCCAGAUGGACAAGAUGAAUCUGAAUGUGUGCUGUCUUUCUGUUAUUGCAAAAGUUCAUCAAGAAAACAGAUUGAUGUGGACGAAGCAACAUCGCAAAGAAGACCUUUAAACAGAUUACCUUGGACUAUGAAGCCCUGGGCAGGAAAAUUUAGAGGCAAUGCAUUUGAAUAGGUGUGGAAUUCAACUACCACCAUAUAUUAUUCUGAUUUCCUGAACAAGUUGAAAUAAAUUUACACAGGAAGAGUGAUAUAUGUUUUGAAAACUCUGAAAAUGCUUAUGUCCUCAUUGCUGAUACUGAUAUAAAUCAAUUCCAUGUGA
Messenger RNA from Anolis carolinensis (green anole), 2949 nucleotides. RefSeq names its product centrosomal protein 44 (gene cep44). Gene Ontology annotation, cellular component: centrosome; spindle pole. Bases 161 to 1489 code for a protein of 442 amino acids. The transcript has 13 exons. The record is from RefSeq and is a predicted model, not a curated record. NCBI's taxonomy places the organism in Eukaryota, Metazoa, Chordata, Lepidosauria, Squamata, Anolidae.